ACUAAAUAAUAAAUGUUGUAUGUUGGCAGAAAUAGUUACCAUCGCAGUAUUUCACCUAUACAAACUUUCGAUUAUGACGUCGCUAUUGUGGGCGGGACUUCAAGGUCAUGGGGAGUCCGAAAGUUUAUUGUUACUGCGCUAAAAUGAGCAAUGCUGAGUCCACACUUCAAUGCAAAGUGCCAACCAUUCCCCAGCUUUAGCUGAGUCCAGUCCACAAAGCGUCUGUCCACCUCCACGAGCGCAGCCGGUGAAUUUUGCAAAAACACGAUGUGUGUGAAAUGACGCAUGUGUAAACCACACCCUGAACACAAAGAACAAGCGCUGCUACCACACGCCCAACAGAGACUCAAACACCUGACGCUUCAUCACACCCGUCCCGAUGGCGGAGGAGGCAGACUUCAUGCGCUCUGUGUUGCCCGUUCACGGCGCUUUUCGCUCGGAAGACUCUUCUUUAGCUUUACCGGAGAAGGACAAACUCGCUCUCGCGGACGCACACCGGCUCAUCCGACUACAGCAACAAGUUCAGCUCACUCUCUCACGGAAAAGAAAGAAACCAAAACCGCCAGAGUCAUCUCUCUCAGACAGUCUGUCCAGCUGUCAUAUUUCAAAUAGUUCAUCGUUAGGAAGUCUGCACCUGAAGCGGACGAUCUCCAUCAAUCAUGAAUCCACAAGGUUGUCACGGAUGGUUGAUCGAUCUCAGUGGUCAAGUACCGAUCCAUCUCGAUUUCACAGAGGCUAUGGAAGCUGUCGUUACACCUCUAAAAGCCCGGCUUUAUGCUGGGGGUCCAAUUCUUUCACUCUCCCCUCGGCCCCUACAGUCAACCGUUUUCAUAUGAACAAACUAACUUUACGUUACGCCCAAUCCGAGACUCUGCGAAACCCGAGGUUCGCAGGCCUGUCGGCUGUCACACAGCCCUCCAGAAAGCCUGUGUUUGAGAACAAUGAAAUGGAUGAUACAGAUGAUGUUUUUUUACCAAACACCCCACACAAUGCUCCUGCAGAGAGAAACAGGAUGGAGUUAGAGAAGCACACCCUUCAGAGGACCCUCUGCAAGCCGAGAGAGGGGGGGUUUGGUGCUCAAGAACAAUCCGAGGACGUGUCCUGGCAGAGCCGCAUACGGAAGCCGAGCCUGGAGUUUGUUGCAGGAAGACGACCCUCACAGCCUGGCUCGCAGAUCAGCAUGGAGGAGCAGUCAGGGAGUUUGAGGAGGAUAGAAAAGCUGGAAGUCAAACCACAAACAAGGACAGCGUCAGCAAAGAAGAGCAGACAAGUUGAACUUGGUCCAGAGAUGACACUAAAAGAGGCUGUAAAUCUGCUUGCACAAGAUAACAUGGAAGCACAAAUCACCGCGACUAACUUUAUACAGAACCAGUGCUUUAACAGUCCAGAUGCCAAGAAAAAGGUACUUUAUCUUCAAGGCAUCCCAAAGCUGCUGAAGCUCAUGCAGAAUGAAAGCGAGGAGCUGCAACGGGCUGCUGUCGGCGCACUCCGAAAUAUUGUUUUCGAAAACAAUGAGAACAAAAUGGAAGUCAAAGACUGUGAGGGGCUUCCAGUGAUCCUGAGACUGCUCAAGAACAACCGAGACAUCGAGACCCGACGGCAGCUCACUGGGCUGCUGUGGAAUCUGUCUUCUCAUGACCUCUUGAAAGAGCAGCUCGCUAAAGAUGCGGUCAAACCUCUCACAGAUAGUGUGCUGGUGCCCUGCUCUGGCAUUUCUGAAGGGGAAGACCCCAAGUUGGAACUCCUUGCUGACCCUGACAUUUUCUACAACACUACUGGCUGCCUGAGAAAUUUGAGUUCAGCUGGUCCAGAUGGACGUAAAGCCAUGCGAGACUGUGAGGGUCUCAUUGAGUCUAUCAUCUAUUAUAUCCGUGGUAGCAUUGCAGACUACAAACCUGAUGAUAAGGCCACAGAAAACUGUGUGUGCAUCCUGCACAAUCUUUCUUAUCGAUUUGAUUGUGAGUUGCCUCGUGUGGAUUCCCCAGUGGUACAACAGCCCAAACAAAAUCACAAAGCAGAAACUAGCAACCCUGGCUGUUUUAUCCUCAACAGUCCCAAAAACUCUGAGGAGGCUCAGGAAGCGGAUGAAGACUAUCCGUUACUUGAGGAGAACGGCAGUCCUCAGGGUGUAGAGUGGCUCUGGAGCGCCAUCACCGUCCGCAUGUAUCUCUCUCUCAUUGCUGUCAGCACAAACCAGCACACAAAGGUGGCAUCCAUCGGAGCGCUACAGAACCUCACAGCUUGUUCUGGAGAGACAUCCCAAGCCAUCGGACACUUCAUUGUGCAAAAAGAAGGAGGUCUAUCUCAGGUGAAAAAGAUGCUACAAGAAGGAGAGAAGGAAGAGAUCAGAAUAUCUGUGUCACUGCUAAAAAACAUUUCUCGUUACAGAGAACUGCAUGCAGAUAUUGUUAAACAGGUGUUACCGGAGCUGAUUUCCAUCCUGCCAAACUCUGACCGAAGUGUUGAGCAGCCUAUAGAGGUCACAGUGAUGAUCUGUCACAUUCUCAUCAAUCUGAGCCAUGCAUCUGUAUCGAACACCUGUGCCAUCACAAACCAAGGAGCGUUACCCAAGAUCAUCAGCAUCAGCACUAAAGACAACGGGUUUGGACCCACACGUGCAGGCCAGGCGGCUUGUAUUUUACUUCAUACACUAUGGAGGCAUUCAGAGCUGCAUAGCAGUUUCAAAAAGGCUGGUUACAGGAAAACUGACUUCAUAAACAACAGGACAGUGAAGGUUGUGAAUUCAGUUCGCGAUUAAUGGGACCCAGAAAUCUACUGCAAUGACUUUUCACUUGCUUUUUUCGGAAAUAUAAAGAAAAUGGUGCUAAAAACAUGGCUUUUGUGAGUGUUUGUAUAUGUGCUUUGUCUUAAUUUAAUACUUAAUAGUUUUCUAUGUGUUUCAAUUAAAUGAUGAUAGUAAUGUCUGUCCAUUUUAUUUAUUUUUUUACUGACCUUUUUUAAAGAUUUUUACUGCCUCUGGUCAUUUUACACUGAAAUUAAAAGCAUUUUCAUCAACAAAGAUUUUUAUUUGUUUAUUCGUUUUUAUUUUGCAGUAGGUAACGCCACUUCCAAGCCUUGUUUAGUAAAACGGUGUCUAAUUUUUUUUAAUUAUUAAUUUUAAAUAAAUGACCAAAUUUCUCCAGUCACUGAGGGGUUAAUGUCUGUUUGUUUAGUUGCCAUGGUUCUGUUUGAAUAAAGCAUGUCCUCAACGCUUUAGUAAACACGGUUUUCUUUUAAACCUCAAAGCAUUCUGAAUCAGGAAGUGAUUUGAAGUCUUUUGAAUAAUAACAAAUCAUCACAAUCCUCAAUGGGAGGGAUUAAGCGAACGAUCGAAUUCGCUUUAUGUUAUCGACAGAAUCAGAACUCAAUUAAAUAGUUCGAAUAAAACUGACAUAUCCAUUCGUCGACAGUAAAUUAAUAAUGUUUUAUGCAUUGUUACUUUGUAAAGUAGUUUUUAUGUACUUUUACGUCAUAUCCGUAAACAAAGAAGCUCAUGCAAGCUGGACUGUGCCAUUAUGUUCCUAGGGGUUGUGCGCCAGCCCUAUACGUGCGAUAUUGUCGAUAUUUUUAUUGUCUUAUUUUAAAACAACCGUCUUGUGCUUUUUUU
Carassius auratus (goldfish) is the source of this 3607-nucleotide messenger RNA. RefSeq names its product plakophilin-2-like. NCBI's taxonomy places the organism in Eukaryota, Metazoa, Chordata, Actinopteri, Cypriniformes, Cyprinidae. Bases 380 to 2758 code for a protein of 792 amino acids. Gene Ontology annotation, biological process: cell-cell adhesion; desmosome organization; protein localization to plasma membrane. Gene Ontology annotation, molecular function: protein binding. Gene Ontology annotation, cellular component: nucleus; intercalated disc; cytoplasm. The transcript has 13 exons. The record is from RefSeq and is a predicted model, not a curated record.